Messenger RNA from Ctenocephalides felis (cat flea), 525 nucleotides. Its product is annotated as rhombotin-1-like. Gene Ontology annotation, cellular component: nucleus. The record is from RefSeq and is a predicted model, not a curated record. Gene Ontology annotation, molecular function: DNA-binding transcription factor binding; transcription coactivator activity. The transcript has 5 exons. The coding region runs from base 66 to 491 and encodes 141 amino acids. Lineage: Eukaryota; Metazoa; Arthropoda; Insecta; Siphonaptera; Pulicidae. Gene Ontology annotation, biological process: positive regulation of transcription by RNA polymerase II.
GAUGAUUAGCGAACUGACUAAUUGACAGCCCAAAAAUUUCACCUAGUGCUUUUGGAAACCUUCAAAUGAUGACCAUGGAUGUGUCAAAAGCUGAGACCGGGCCACCCGGAGCUCCUCAACAAUGUGCAGGGUGCGGGAAGCAAAUCCAGGACAGGUAUCUUUUGAGGGCCUUGGAUUUGUUAUGGCAUGAAGAUUGUUUAAAAUGUGGUUGCUGUGAUUGCAGACUUGGAGAAGUAGGAUCAACUUUAUAUACCAAAGCAAAUCUCAUACUUUGUAAAAGGGAUUAUUUAAGAUUAUUUGGAAAUACAGGCUACUGUGCUGCUUGUAAUAAAGUUAUUCCUGCCUUUGAAAUGGUUAUGAGAGCCAGGACGAAUGUUUACCAUCUAGAAUGUUUUGCCUGCCAACAAUGCAAUCAUAGGUUUUGUGUGGCGAUAGAUUCUACCUGUGCGAAAACAAAAUCCUGUGCGAGUACGACUACGAGGAACGCUUAGUGUUCGCGUCGAUGGCGCAUCACCGAUAUUGAAG